AUGAAAGUAAACAGUUUGAAGUCUAAGAAAACUGCACUUACCAAAACUGUGAGGAAAACCUUGCUUCUUCAAGGAAAGUGUAGUAAAGUGCAUGUAAGGAAACAGGAAUUAAGCAAAGUACUCGGGAGUGAAUUUGAGGAUUUGUAUCAUGAGAUCAAAGAAGUUGCUCAGGGUCAAGAAAUUGUUUCGGUUAAUGCCAUUUGGGAGCAAGUGCACAGUGAAUGGAGAAAUUUUGAAAGUGAUGUAAUGGAGGAAAUAAAGUACUUGGAGCAAGCAACAUUGGAAUCUUGUUCUACAAGCUCUAAGGGCUCGAAUAGGAGCAAAAUAAGUAAACAAAGUGGUCAGUCUACCACUAACUCUGAAUCCCAGACUAAGAUUGUUAAAUAUGAGCUUCAGAAGGAAAAGGCAGCCUUAAAGGUCAAGAUAGCCUUCGCUAAGCAAGAAAGGGAACUGAAAUUGGCAAAGGUACAUCAGGAACAAAAGCUGGAGGAAUUUGAACUGUUGAGAGAAUUUGAACUUAACUAA
Molecule: messenger RNA, 525 nt
Organism: Pocillopora meandrina
Lineage: Eukaryota; Metazoa; Cnidaria; Anthozoa; Scleractinia; Pocilloporidae
Source: the annotation of a GenBank genome assembly